Neohortaea acidophila is the source of this 1393-nucleotide messenger RNA. RefSeq lists its product as uncharacterized. The transcript has 2 exons. Lineage: Eukaryota; Fungi; Ascomycota; Dothideomycetes; Mycosphaerellales; Teratosphaeriaceae. The record is from RefSeq and is a predicted model, not a curated record. The coding region runs from base 189 to 1337 and encodes 382 amino acids.
GCGGGGUGUGAAGUGACGACCAGCUUCACUCCAUCUCUUCGGCAGUUCAUGCGAUUCCAGGAGUCGGCAAUCGUUGCCGAUUACACAUCUUAUUCUCUUGCGCGGUGACAUUAUUCCUUCGCUCGUGGGCUCCGGCAAGUUUGCUUCUCCUGCCGUCCUUCACUCCGCUGGCUCCGGCGUCAGUCAAGAUGCAAUCACCAAACACUCGAUGGCCUAUCUUUCUGCUCGGGGCAACGCUCAUUUCAUUGAUCAUCAUCCUUUUCCCCCAUUCUACGACUGAUCGCGGCGCCUCCAACAACGUCGAGCGUGCGUGGAACCCUUCUGCUCGUCGGACGUAUACGACAAGCAUCCCCGAGCCGCAUCGAGUAUAUCGCAAGGCGCUCAUCAUCGCAUCAGUUCAGAAAGAGGACACGAAUUGGACAUCAACGCUGCCAGAUAACGUCGAUGUACAUCGCUACAUCAAUGACAACCCCCAAGCCGAGUUCACGGUGCCGAUGAACAAAGGCAACGAGGUCAUGGCGUACCUCACGUACCUCAUCGACCAUUACGACCGCUUGCCGGAAGUGAUGGUAUUCGUACACGCACAUGAAUUCACCCACCACAACCCUUGGCUCCUCGCCGAACACACUCCGACGAUGGUACGGCGACUCAGCCCCCACCGCGUGAUCCGGGAAGGCUACAUGAAUCUGCACUGUGGCUCUUGGGACGAAGGCACCUGCCCCGCAACCAUUCGCCCAACCGAAGGAAGACCGUGGCGCGAGUUCCAAGACAUUUGGGAGUCGCUUUUCCCCAACGACCCUGUUCCCGAGGUGCUGGCCCAGCAUUGCUGCGGCCAAUUCGCCAUCUCCCGGCACCGGGCACUGCAAGUCCCGCGUGAAGAAUUUAUCCGACUGCGGCAGUGGAUGUUCGACACGAAGAUGAACCUGGGGAUCACAGGCCAAUUUUGGGAAUAUCUUUGGCACUUCAUCUUCACUGGCAAGAAUAUCUACUGCCCGGAUCAGCAUGUGUGUUACUGCGAUGGCUUCGGGAUAUGCUUUGAAGACGACGCAGAGUUCAAUCGGGUCAACAACCUCCUGCUCGGGGUCGAUAAGCUCUACGCAGAGGUGAAACUCAGCCGAGAGCAGGUGAGGGCAAUGGAAGACAUAGAAGACACGGAGCCGCGAGAGCAGGUGGCUGAUUCGGCGCUGGCGAGGCAAGAUCGAAUGACAGCUGUGAUGCAAGACAUGUCGGCCGAUGUCUGGUCGACAGUCGCAAAGGCACGGUCACGGGGCAGGGAUCCUAGGAUUCGUGCUGAAAGGUCGAAACGGCGCUGGGAGGAAGGUGAUGGUUUCAAUUGAGCGUUCGCUGCUGUGCAAAGUCUGAUAGAACGUACUCAAUCACGAUUGCAAUCCUG